Erigeron canadensis is the source of this 2392-nucleotide messenger RNA. RefSeq names its product transcription factor bHLH140. Bases 70 to 2253 code for a protein of 727 amino acids. The transcript is spliced from 6 exons. Gene Ontology annotation, cellular component: nucleus. Gene Ontology annotation, molecular function: mismatched DNA binding; DNA 5'-adenosine monophosphate hydrolase activity; single-strand break-containing DNA binding. Gene Ontology annotation, biological process: double-strand break repair; single strand break repair. The record is from RefSeq and is a predicted model, not a curated record. NCBI's taxonomy places the organism in Eukaryota, Viridiplantae, Streptophyta, Magnoliopsida, Asterales, Asteraceae.
CUUAAUAUCCCUUCUAAAUGCUUAUAGAAGGAGUAUAGAUAGAUUAAAGAUAGGUUAGCAUUCAAAAUUAUGGAAUUCGAAGAUGAAAUGAUGAAAUCUAAAGGAAAAGUAGAAGAAGAAAAAGAAGAAGGAAAUAAUAAUAAAAAGAGAAAGGGCAUAAUAUUGAUAUUAGUGGGUGCACCUGGAAGUGGAAAAUCAACAUUUUGUGAACAUGUUAUUCGGGUUUCUACCCGACCUUGGGUCCGGGUUUGUCAGGACAGUAUAGGCAAUGGCAAAGCUGGAACAAAAGCACAAUGUCUAGCACUUUCUGCCACCUCAUUAAAAGAUGGAAAAAGUGUGCUUAUUGAUAGAUGCAAUCUCAAUAAAGAACAACGGGCCGAUUUUAUUAAGCUAAAAGACUCUCACCAAGUAGACGUCCAUGCUGUGGUUCUUGAUCUUCCCGCAAAGCUUUGUAUAUCACGCUCUGUAAAACGAACUGGGCAUGAAGGCAAUUUACAAGGUGGAAAAGCCGCUGCUGUUGUGAAUCGAAUGCUGCAAAAGAAAGAACUUCCGAAACUGAAUGAAGGGUUUACCCGAAUAACAUUUUGUCAAAAUGAAAUUGAUGUCCAAGCUGCUAUGGAUACAUAUGGAGCACUUUCUUCUUCAGAUAGCCUUCCUUCUGGCUGUUUUGGAGAGAAAACUACAGAUACUAAAGUUCAACUUGGUAUUAUGAAGUUCUUAAAAAGAGUAGAUGCUCCAAGUAAAGUAUCAUCUGAUAAGACUAUUCCCGGGCCAUCAAUUGAAACUAUUGAUGUAAAACCUUCUGUUAAUGAAGGUCAAGAGCCAAGUGAAACACAUUCUUUAGAUGGUAUUCCAACUUUAGCAUUUCCUUCCAUAUCUACUGCAGAUUUCCAAUUUGAUAUUGAAAGAGCUUCUGAUAUAAUAGUUGAGACUGUUGAAGAAUUUGUAAACAAGAUUGGGAAUGGAAGGCUUGUUUUAGUGGACUUGUCUCGUGGGUCAAAGAUAUUGUCUUUAGUGAAGGGUAAGGCUGCUAUAAAGAAUAUUGACCCAAAAAAGUUUUUCACAUUUGUGGGCGAUAUUACAAAGCUUCGGUCAGGAGGCCUUCAUUGCAAUGUGAUAGCAAAUGCUGCAAACUGGAGACUUAAACCCGGUGGUGGAGGUGUAAAUGCCGCUAUAUUUGAUGCUGCAGGUCCAGACCUUGAUAUUGCAACCAAAAAACGAGCCGGAUCUCUUGCUCCUGGAAAAGCAAUUGCAGUUCCUCUUCCUUCAACUUCUAAAUUGUUUUCUAAAGAAGGUGUAACACAUGUCAUACAUGUGCUUGGCCCAAAUAUGAAUUCUAAAAGACCAAAUUGCCUCAAGGACGACUAUAAUAUGGGUUGCAAAGUUCUUCGUGAAGCUUACUCAUCUCUAUUUGAAAAUUUUGUAUCUAUUGUGAGAACUCAAGGGAAGUUAUCUGAUCAUGAUAUUUCAAACUGUGAUCAGAAGCUCAGGAAAGAGGAUAGUGCCAACGUCGCUGAGAAAAACGGGAAAUUUAAAGGGUAUAUAGAAGAAAAUGAAUCUAAAAGGUUGUGUUUGACUAAUGGGAAGGAGAAAGCAAGUAAUAAUGCAAACACUGGUGGAAGCAUGAACAAGGAUUGGGGAUCAUGGGCUCAAGCACUUUACAACAUUGCCAUGAUUCCCGAGAAACAUAGGAAUGUUGUCAUUGAAAUUUCAGAUGAUGUUGUGGUGCUGAAUGAUGUGUACCCAAAGGCACAAAAGCACCUUUUAGUGCUUGCACGGGCUGAAGGUCUUGAUCGUCUUGCAGAUGUAGGACAGGAACACCUUUCUACAUUGAGGACAAUGCAUGCCGUGGGUUUGAAAUGGGCUGAAACAUUCAUAAAGGAAAAUGAAUCAUUAGUGUUCCGGCUUGGAUACCAUUCGGCACCCUCAAUGAGACAACUACACCUUCAUGUGAUAAGCCAGGAUUUUGAUUCAAAACAUCUCAAAAACAAGAAGCACUGGAAUUCAUUCAAUUCUCCAUUCUUUAGGGACUCGGAAGAUGUGAUACAAGAAAUCAGUGAGCAGGGUAAACCUACAUUAAAUGAUGAUGAAAAAUUAUUGUCAAUGGAGUUGAGAUGCAACCGCUGUAGAAGCGCACAUCCUAACAUUCCUCGGCUCAAAUCACAUAUCGCCAUUUGCAAAUCACCUUUUCCUACUCACUUACUGCAGAAUGGCCGGUUACUGCAUGCACCUAUGAAAGAUGAUGCUUGUUAGUGUAGUAUGGUUAUUGUUUUGCAAUGCAUGUGUGAUAGACUUGUAGCUAAUUAAGUAAAGUGUAGGUCAACUCUGAUGCCACUUUUUUUGCUGGGUUUCUUGAGUAUUUGGUGCUAAAAAGUGAAAAGGAAUUUUUUAA